Anolis carolinensis (green anole) is the source of this 3306-nucleotide messenger RNA. Its product is annotated as cdc42 effector protein 2. Gene Ontology annotation, molecular function: small GTPase binding. Lineage: Eukaryota; Metazoa; Chordata; Lepidosauria; Squamata; Anolidae. Gene Ontology annotation, cellular component: membrane; cytoplasm. The transcript has 2 exons. Gene Ontology annotation, biological process: positive regulation of pseudopodium assembly; regulation of cell shape; positive regulation of actin filament polymerization. The coding region runs from base 1591 to 2298 and encodes 235 amino acids. The record is from RefSeq and is a predicted model, not a curated record.
CCUUGUGGGGAGAAAUGAAGCAAAGAUGUAGGGGAAAGAGAAUCUGGGAAAACAGGGAGGGCAUUUUCAAAGAUAUUUCCAGAUCAAGGUGAAAUUUGGGCAUUUUGCAAGGGUGGGAGGGGAAGAUAAACUUGGCUUAAUUGGGCUGGUGUGAGGAACAAGCUGGAUGGGGGUAACAAGUAGGCAAAGUGGCUCCUAGUGCCUUAACCUCUAUUCCCAAUAGUCCCCUGGGAUGAGGUGUUGAAAGGCAUGGGAAGCUGGAGAAUGUGAAUGGAACUAUAUGAUCUGACAGGUUUAAUCUGUAAGUACACUCUAGGCAUGGCUUAUAGGGUUGGGGAGACCCAAGCAGAGCAUUGUGCAUUGAGCAAAAUGAAAGGCGAUCACAAAAAAGUGGCAGAGGGGUCCUGAUGCUCUUCUUUGUGUGCACGUGUUUAUGUCCUUUGCUUUAAUCAUAUGUGCCUGUGUGUAUAUUCUUCGCAUGCUGAGUUUGUUGUUGGCAAGUUGUAGCCAUCUUUCUCUGUGUAAGUUCUGCCCAGGUGUUUGGUACCCUAAGCAGCUCAGGGAAAAUGUGUUGGACCCACAUUUUCCUGCAGCAAGUUUGCACCAAGGGCCUGUCCUCAUCGGAAACAUGUCCCUCAAGGCCUUGAUUAGAACCCCUUCCACACAGCUGAAUAAAAUCCCACAUCUGCUUUGAACUGGAUUAUAUGGCAGUGUGGACUCAGAUAACGCAAUUCAAAGCAGAUAUUGUGGGAUUUUCUGCCUUGAUAAUCUGGGGUACAUGGCUGUGUGGAAGGGCCCUAGGAAUUGUGUUUGUGAUGGAGUCAGCUUCUCAUGGGAAGUGUGGUAGGUACACAGGAAGAGGCAGUCACAGAAGUCUGAAAGUCAAAAGAGAGUCUCACCCACACACCUCUUUCUCGGCCACCUUGUCCUUCCUUGCCCUGCCAAUGGGAUUGUAAGAGCGUAUUAUGCAAUAUGUCAAAGUAAAGAGGGCCUCAUCCAGACAACUUGGGGAUUUGUCAAGGAGCAGCUAUUCAGGGAGCAAGAGCAGGAGAAGGGCAGAGGAAAUGGGAUAAGCUGCUCUUACAUAAGAGGAGCCCAUCCCGGCUCAGGGCACCUGCCUUUUUCCUCUUUCUUCAACCAGGAGGCUGCAACUCUGAGGAGGAAGGCUCAUCAUGGAGGCAGAAGCUAACCAUGACUUUGGGUUGGAUCCCAAUUGGCGUGACCUGGUGCUCCCCGUGUGAUCUCCCCACUCAUUGUUCUUCCGGUCAACCCGUUUUGGUUAUUAACACAGCAGGAUAACCUGGAUACUUGUGUGUUGAGGUGGCUGGCAAAGGUGCCCUCCAGAGAAAGGGCAUAAGCUGUUGCUGGGCAUGGUAACCCUCACAUCUCUUUGGCCAGGAAGGGUCUGCAUGAGAAGGACAAUGCGGAAUGCCUCUCAACGGUGACAAUUGAACAGGGAAGGGCAGCACCCAGCAAGUACAUUUUUUAGAAGAAGCAGAAGUGAACCAUCAACAGACAACAGUGAGAAGAGAAUUUGCACAUUUCUGACCAGGUUUUCCCAGGACUGCCUUGACUCUCUGGGCAAAGGAGAUGCCAGCCAAGACACCUAUCUACCUGAAGACGUCGACCCCCAAGCGGGGCCGGAAGCUGCGCCUGCGGGAUGUCCUGUCAAGCGAUAUGAUCAGCCCUCCGCUGGGCGAUUUCCGACAUAGUGCCCACAUUGGCCUGGACGGGGAGGGUGACAUGUUUGGAGAGCUCUCCUUCCUGCAGGGCAAGUAUGAUCUCCUGCCCCGGCUGGGACGCCAGAACAGUUCCUCGGGGAUGGAGGACCCAUUCGGCCGCUGUGCCCCAGGAGCCGGUUACCGCACUCUACUCAAGAGUGCCAUCUCUUUGCCUGUAUUCAAUGGGGGUCCGGAUCAGGCCCCACCCAAGCCACCACGUCUACAUCUAGAUGAGCUGCCCAGUGGAGGGCAGCAGCGUUCAAUGUCCAUCAGCUGUGCCGAAGGCUGCUUCCACAGCGGGGCCCAGGGACUCUCCUUCUCUGCCAUGGCCACUUACGACCCACUGCCCGCCUCUGUCUCUUUUUCAUCUCCCCGGCCAGAGGGUUGCUUUGUGGAGGGAAGCAACCACAGCAGGAACCACCACACGGACAACCAGGAGCAGCCCUACUCAUGCGGGAUGGCCCUGCCUCGUUCAGAGUCCCUGCUGCACCUCGAUCUUGACCUGGGCCCCUCUAUUUUGGAUGACGUCCUGCGUAUCAUGGAGGAGUACCAACAGCCUGGCACCAAAGCCCUGUAGCUCAGCUCUGCAUCCUCUCUGUCGGGCCUAAGAAGGGAGCCCUAAGGAAAACUGGCUCUUCUGGGUGAAGAACCGUCUCAAAGCAGAUCCCAGAGAGACACGGUGGAUGUUGGCAUGCUAAUCUUUGCUCUGACACAACCUGGAGCUGGGGCCCCAAUGUGUCCCCACAGACCUUUGCUGCACAAAAGGCACAGGUUGGAGGUUAUCUGCUGUUGUUUGAUAUUUUAUGAGGGACAGAGCUCCUCUGAAGUGCACUGGCAGCCAAAGCCAUGCCAAACAUGCUCCUGUGCCGGUUGCAGAAAAGACAAGGAACCAGACUGUAGCAAAGAAAGCUAUCUCCCAAGAGCUUCUCCCAGAAAGAUGUCUCCAAGGUAUAAAGCCCAUAAGCAAGGCAUGAGGGCAUAGUGUUCCAAUCCUCUGUAAUGAGAAACACAGCUUCUCUCUGUGGAUGUUCCAUCUCCAGCCAUCAUGGACUGUACUUACUUGCUGGUGGUAUCUUCCAUAGACUUGUUUCUAAAGGCAACUUAGUGGGUGGGGUUUUUUUUCCAUGUCAGGAGUGACUUGAGAAACUGCAAGCUGCUUCCCAUGUGAGAGAAUUGGCUGUCUGCAAGAAUAUUGCCCAGAGGAUGCCUGGAUGUUUGACCACUUUGGUCUGGAUGUUUGACCACCCUGUGGGAGGCUUCUCUGGUGUCCCCACAUGAGAAGCUGGAGCUGACAGACGGGAGCUCACCCACUCCCCGGAUUCGAACCACCAACCUUUCGGUCAGCAGUCUUGCCAGAACAAGAGGUUAACCCAUUGCACCAUCCCGGGGCUUUAGGGUGUGGUUAUAACUACAUUUUGAGGCUGUGUCACUUUCCCUAAUUAUGUGAAAAUUCCAGCUGUUACCUGGCCGGAAUCACUCGAAUUUCAUUGAGUUACCCCUCCAAGUUCAAGUAUUUGCAAGCAGGCAAACAAAAUUGUCUGUAUUCACUCCAGUGUGUAUCAUUUGAUAAAUGUUCUUGAUUAUG